AUGAACAGAAGUCUCAAUACCAUGCAUUUCCAGUCAACUGAUGCUGUCGCUCUUGCCUGUAUUUUUGUUGUUACCCUUAUCGUGUACAGGGCCCUGCAACACCGGUCGUCCAGUGCGCGACUUCCUCCAGGUCCUCUAGGGAUCCCUAUUUUUGGUAAUAUAUUCCAAGUUUCGGCUCUGAGGCCGCACCCAAAGUUCAGAGCAUGGGCCGUGAAAUACGGGAAGAUCUUCUACCUCCGUCUUGGAUCUCAAAAUAUAAUCGUCCUUAACUCCCCCGAUGCUGCAGACGAACUCCUUGGAAACCGUAGCAGCAAGUAUUCGAGUCGCGCGACUCCUCAUGUAGCCCAUGAUAUCAUGAGUGAUGGGCAGCGCAUGGUAUUCAAGCCAUAUGAUAAGGAAUGGAAGACUAUACGAAAAAGUAUGCAAGGUGUCAUUGGUUUCCAUGCGUCGAAGCAGCAUCGCAAGAACCAAGAGCUGGAGUCUCGCGUCCUAUUGUACGAUCUUUUAUGCCACGGCGAUCAGAGUAUUAGGGAGGUCCAGACCGAAGGCCCGAACGGCGGAAUUCCUGAGCGUCAUUGGUUUGCCAUAAUCAGAAGAUUUACUACAAGUGUGGCCUUAAGCAUACUAUAUGGUAAACGCGUGCAUCGACUACACAAUAAUCCUCAAUUGCAUAAAAUCUAUGACGUCUUUGGAAACUUCGUUCGCGUUGCACAGCCUGGAAAUUACCUCGCGGAUACCUUCCCCAUCCUUCGCACGCUUCCUGAUGUAUUUGCGCCCUGGAGAGUUGAGGCACAAAGGAUGCAUGAAUGGGAGAUGGAGCUCUGGGGUGGCCUCCUAGAUGACUCUGUGGCAGCGUUACGUGGAGGGAUUGUCCGAUCUGGAUUCAUAGAUCGAUAUCUUCGAGCUCGAGCGGAGGCGGGACACGAAAUUGCUCCGGGUAAAGGACUCACCGAUAACGGCUGGAUGCGCGAUAAACUCCUUGCAUAUGCAACCGGAGACGUGCUCGAGGCAGGCUCCGACACAACAGCUGGCACCAUACAAGCAUUUAUUUUGUUUAUGCUUAACUACCCGCAUGUUUUACGUCGCGUGCGAGAAGAAGUCGACGAGGUAAUCGGUGCCGAAAGAAUGCCGAAUUUCGAGGACGAGGAUAAUCUCCCAUAUUUGGUUGCUUGCAUCAAGGAGACACUGAGAUGUCGCCCGCCAGCAAUGCUGGGUGUCCCACACCGAGUGGACGAAGAUGACACGUACGAAGGCUACUUCAUACCCAAGGGAUCUACAAUAAUCGGAAAUGUGUGGGCGAUGCAUAUGAAUUCACACCGCUUCCCAGAUCCGGAUAUUUUCGAACCUGCACGCUUCCAUACGACCGGCGAGCCCACUAAAUGGGGCGGUGGUCCAGAUGCGCUAAACCGCUCUCAUUACGUUUUUGGCUGGGGACGUCGAUUUUGUCAAGGCAGCUACGUUGCUGAGGCUUCGCUCUUUAUUGCACUUUCCCGUCUGAUCUGGGGCAUUGAUAUCUCUGCCCCUGUAGACGGGCUCACGGGAAAACAAAUUAUUCCAGACAUAUCUAAUGAAGAAUUGACCUGGAGUGAUGGGUUCAUCAAUGGACCAAGGCUGUUUGGCGUCCGGUUUAACCCUAGAUCGGAGAAACACGCCAAAUUAAUCCGGGACUCGUAUGACGAUGUACAAUUGGAAUGGCAGACUAUGGGUCUUGAUGGAGACGAACGAUGA
Molecule: messenger RNA, 1728 nt
Organism: Fibroporia radiculosa
Lineage: Eukaryota; Fungi; Basidiomycota; Agaricomycetes; Polyporales; Fibroporiaceae
Exons: 9
Coding region: 1-1728 (575 amino acids)
Molecular function (GO): iron ion binding; oxidoreductase activity, acting on paired donors, with incorporation or reduction of molecular oxygen; monooxygenase activity
Source: RefSeq, a predicted model, not a curated record